This is a messenger RNA of Prunus armeniaca (apricot), 495 nucleotides long. Lineage: Eukaryota; Viridiplantae; Streptophyta; Magnoliopsida; Rosales; Rosaceae. The record is from the annotation of a GenBank genome assembly.
AUGGGCUUUUCGGAGAUUGUCCGCGGUUAUGGCAAUAGGGUUUGGCACCGGAAUGGUGUAUUAUGGCAUGCCCUUAGCCUUGGGAAGCCUGAACUUCAAUCUCUACCUGACAUUAUGUCUGUGCUGAAAGGGAUGAAUCCAAUAUGGACAAGAUUACAAAUUGGGUUCGAGCUUGUGUCUUUUUUCAGCGCCUGCUCAGCGUUCAAUGUCUUGCUUAUAUUUAUGAUUGAGCUAUUUCCCACGUGCGUGAGAAACUCGGCUCUGUCGAUGGUGAGGCAAGCGGUGGUGUUGGGUGGUGUGUUUAGUCCGAUGCUGGCGGCCGCUGGGAGAGCCAAUGGCGGGUUUUUGUCGUAUGGAGUGUUUGGGGUUGUGGUUGGGGUUUGUGGGUUGUUUGCUUUAUGUUUGCCAGAGACAAGAGGCUGUGGGAUUUGUGAUACGAUGGAUGAACAAGAGUACAAAGACACAGCUGCUUGUAACGCGGUUGGUCGUGUCUAG